Messenger RNA from Lutzomyia longipalpis, 1807 nucleotides. RefSeq names its product alkaline phosphatase-like. Gene Ontology annotation, biological process: dephosphorylation. Bases 20 to 1723 code for a protein of 567 amino acids. The record is from RefSeq and is a predicted model, not a curated record. The transcript is spliced from 9 exons. Lineage: Eukaryota; Metazoa; Arthropoda; Insecta; Diptera; Psychodidae. Gene Ontology annotation, molecular function: alkaline phosphatase activity.
GUUGAUUUUGUGCUGGGCAAUGGAUAGGGUUACGGGGUGUGUUCUUGCCACCCUUGUGGCAACAGUCUUGAGUGUACCUAUAAAGAAUCCUCCCGAGGUAGUGUCAGUGCCAUACAAUUCCUGCAAAUACGGUGAACAUGAUCCCAAUUGUCGCUACGUGCCAAUUGUGCCACCGAGUCAGAGGCCAACCCAUCCCAUGGAUGACCCCAAUUGGAUUCCACCCACGGGACCGACACAUGAGAAGUUCAAAGAGUAUUGGCUGCAAACUGGGCAAGAAUUGCUACAGAAGCAACUACACAAGAAUCGUCUCAAUACCAAUAUUGCCAAGAAUGUAAUAAUUGUGAUUGGCGAUGGUAUGUCAAUACCAACCCAGACGGCAACACGGGUCUACAUGGGGGAUGAGAAUGUUGAGCUAUCGUUUGAGAAAUUCCCAUAUGCCGGCCUCUCAAAGACGUACUGCGUGAAUUAUCAAGUAUCUGAUUCAGCGUGCACAGGAACGGCCUUUCUUUCUGGCAUUAAAAAUAACUACGGCACUCUAGGGGUUAGCGCGGCUGUGCCACUGAGGAAUUGCUCAGCGCAGCACGAUGAGAGGCACCAUAUUGACUCCAUUUUUAAGUGGGCUCAAGAUGCCGGGAAGGCAACGGGAGUCGUGACGAAUACGAGGAUCACCCACGCUACACCGGCAAGUGCGUACGCCAGGUCGGCCGAUCGUGAGUGGGAAAGUACAGCACCGGAAGGGUGUGACGAUGUCGCGAAGCAACUCAUUCAUGGAGAUGUUGGCAGCAAGAUUAAGGUGAUUUUAGGUGGUGGCUGGAGGGAAUUUGCACCAACAACAGUGGUCGAUGCCGAGGGAAAUACUGGUUUCCGGACAGACAAUAGGAAUUUGAUUGAGGAAUGGUUGAGCUCUAAGCAACAAAACAAUGCAAAUGGUGUUUAUGUUACCACAAGGGAUGAAUUAUUAAAUGUCGACGUAGAGGGAACUGAUUACUUGUUCGGAUUGUUUGAACACUCCCACAUGUCGUACGCACUGCUGGCGGAUAAAUCAAAAGAACCCAGUCUCGAAGAGAUGAGCCAGAAGGCUGUGGAAAUGCUCAGAAAGUAUCCCAAUGGAUAUGUCCUUCUUGUUGAAGGGGGUCGCAUUGAUCAUGCCCAUCACCAAACCUGGGCACGACUGUCACUGCCAGAAACAGUGGAAUUUCACAAGACUGUGGAGACACUUGAGGCGCUAACAAAUGAGGAAGAUACCCUGAUUGUGGUCACAGCUGAUCAUUCUCAUACAAUGACAAUUGGUGGAUAUCCGCCUCGAGGAACGGAUAUAUUAUCGAAAGGGGACUUUUCCCGGGAGGACGCAAAACCCUUUUUCACACUCAACUACGCCAAUGGAUUGGGAUUCUUCGAUCAUUUUUAUCCAACGGGUGGUCGGAGGAAUCCAUUGGAAAUGCCAUACAGAGACGCAUUGUUCCGUCAUCCUGCCACUGUGCCACUUGACUACGAAACCCAUGGUGGUGACGAUGUGGGUGUUUUCGCAAUUGGGCCUUGGGCACAUCUGUUCACUGGAACUUAUGAGCAACACCUCAUUGCUCAUGCCAUGAUGUAUGCCUCUUGUUUGGGUGACGGACUCAAGGCGGAUCAGUGCAAUGAUGCAUCAGGAUUAAGUGGAUCCUAUGCUCUUCUCUUGACCUCAAUAUUUGCAGUACUAAUCCUCCACUUUAAAUGGAACUGAGAGGCGGUGUGGGGGUGGUGGUGGAUGAAAAUGAGGAAAGAUGAUGAAAUGCAAUAAAAUCUCCUGCUAUUUUCUGCGUCUCCA